Messenger RNA from Penicillium antarcticum, 3387 nucleotides. RefSeq names its product proteasome regulatory particle base subunit RPN2. The transcript is spliced from 5 exons. Gene Ontology annotation, molecular function: enzyme regulator activity. NCBI's taxonomy places the organism in Eukaryota, Fungi, Ascomycota, Eurotiomycetes, Eurotiales, Aspergillaceae. The record is from RefSeq and is a predicted model, not a curated record. The coding region runs from base 1 to 3387 and encodes 1128 amino acids. Gene Ontology annotation, cellular component: proteasome regulatory particle, base subcomplex; nucleus; proteasome storage granule. Gene Ontology annotation, biological process: regulation of protein catabolic process; proteasome-mediated ubiquitin-dependent protein catabolic process.
AUGGUCGGACUCGUAUCGGCCGCCGGUUUGGUCGGAUUCCUCUCCGAACCUGACCCAGAGCUCAAGGUCUUUGCAUUGAAGUCAUUAGAUUCUCAGAUCGAUCUGCUCUGGACAGAAGUUGUAAAUGCCGUUCCUGAUAUCGAGGCUCUCUAUGAAGACGAAUCUUUUCCAGAACGCGGCCUUGCUGCGCUAGUUGCCUCGAAGGUGUACUACCACUUGCAGGAAUAUAAUGAGAGCAUGGUUCUUGCUCUGGGCGCUGGAAAGCUGUUCAAGCUGGAGAAUGGCGACGAAUAUGAGGAGACCAUCAUCGCGAAAUGCGUCGACACUUUCAUCUCUCUAUCUGCUGCCCAACGGCCUACUGCUGACCAGUCCGCCAACCUGAACACCGCGUUCCCAUCAUCAGGCGACGGCGCCACCAGCACAUCUGCAAGCCUCACGUCCCCUAUCACACCGUUCUCGAAGUCCGCUUUGCCAUCGAAAUCAUUGCUCUCUCGCGCCGAGGUUCCCGGUGUGGACGCCGCCCACCCCGGUGGCGAUGACACAAGUGUUCAGCACGAGGAGACCCCCCUUGUAUUGAAGCGUGGUGUCCAGGGCCAACUCCAGAAUGUUAUCGAGCGCUUAUUUGAAGAAUGUUUCCGCCAGAAGCGAUACCGUCAAGUUAUUGGAAUUGCCAUCGAGGCUAAGAGCCUGGAUGUUCUCCGCAUGGCUAUCCUUCGUGCUAGCUCCGACGAGAAGCAGCAGAAAGGCGACUCUCGCAGCAGUGAGGAGCUGAUGGAGUAUGUUCUAGAUAUCUGCAUGGGCAUUGUCCAAGAGCGAGCCUUCCGCAGCGAGAUUCUCAAACUCAUUUUGGAACUCUUGAAUGAGAUCCCUGCGCCUGACUACUUCUCGAUCGCCAAAUGUGUUGUCUUUCUUAAUGAACACUCUAUGGCUUCCGUCAUUCUUCGCCAGCUGGUCGAGAAGGGCGAUUCCCGCUCCCUUGCGGUAGCCUACCAAAUCUCCUUCGACCUUUACGAUAACAGCACACAAGAAUUUUUACAGAAGGUUCGGCAAGAAAUUGCUGAGCUUGUCCCUGAGACCGAAGCAGACCAGGAAAACCUGGAUGAGAAUGGCGAGCCAAAGGAAUCCGACGCAUUACUUGAAGACCAGGGAAGCUCUUCCCGGCCUUCGGGUGAUAACGAUUUGCCAGAUGAUGCGAUCACAGCAUUUAAGAACAUUCUGCAGAUUCUCGAUGGUAUUAAGACAAUUCAGCUGAACCUGGAGUUCCUAUACCGAAACAACAAGGCGGACAUCGCGAUUCUGAACAAGAUUCGCGACAGCCUCGAGGCUCGCAACUCUAUCUUUCACACCGCAGUGACUCUUUCAAAUGCCUUUAUGCAUGCGGGAACCACCCACGACAAGUUCUUCCGCGACAACCUCGAAUGGCUCGGCAAGGCUGUCAACUGGUCCAAAUUUACGGCUACCGCCGCAUUGGGUUGUAUUCACCGCGGCAACCUGAGCCAGGGUCAGAAGCUCCUCCAGCCUUAUCUUCCUCGUGAGCACAUCGCUGGCGUCGGAGGCUCUGGAUCCGUAUACAGCCAGGGUGGUUCGCUCUACGCCUUCGGUCUCAUCUACGCCAACCACGGUGGUAUGGCGGUUGACAUCAUCCGUGACCACUUCAAGAAGGCCACAGAAGAAGUCGUUCAACACGGUGGUGCCCUUGGUCUCGGUGUUGCCGGCAUGGCCACAGGUGAUGAAGGCAUUUUCGAAGACCUGCGGACCGUUCUCUAUACCGAUUCCGCUCUCAACGGAGAGGCUGUCGGUCUUUCCAUGGGUCUCAUCAUGCUUGGUACUGGUAACAUGAAGGCUCUCGAGGACAUGAUUCAGUACGCACACGAGACUCAACAUGAGAAGAUCGUCCGUGGUCUCGCCAUGGGUAUGGCUUUGAUCAUGUACGGUCGUCAGGAAGGUGCCGACGAGCUGAUCAACGGUCUCCUCGGCGACCCUGACCCUACUCUCCGCUACGGUGGUAUCAUGACCAUUGCCCUGGCCUACUGUGGCAGUGGAAGCAACAAGGCUGUUCGCAAGCUUCUGCAUGUUGCAGUUAGUGAUGUCAACGAUGAUGUGCGUCGUGUUGCUGUUCUCAGCUUGGGCUUCAUCUUGUUCCGCAAGCACCAGAGCGUUCCUCGCAUGGUUGAGCUGCUUUCUGAGUCCUACAACCCUCACGUCCGUUACGGUGCUGCCAUGGCCCUUGGUAUCUCUUGUGCCGGAACUGGCCUUGAUGAGGCCAUUGACCUCUUGGAGCCCAUGCUUAAGGACUCGACCGACUUUGUUCGCCAAGGAGCCUUGAUUUCCCUCGCUAUGGUUCUCGUCCAGCAAAAUGAGGCUAUGAACCCUCGUGUUACCAGCCUUCGCAAGACUAUGAUGAAGAUGCUUGGUGACCGUCAUGAAGAUGCAAUGGCCAAGUUCGGUUGCGCUAUUGCUCUCGGUAUCAUCGAUGCCGGUGGCCGUAACUGCACCAUCAGCCUGCAGACACAGACCGGUAACCUCAACAUGCCUGGUAUCGUUGGUGCCGCAGUCUUCGUCCAGUACUGGUACUGGUUCCCUCUCACACACUUCCUCUCCCUCAGUUUCGCCCCGACAUCCGUUAUUGGUGUCGACCAGAAGCUCGAGGUCCCCCACUUCAAGUUCCACAGCAACACCCGCCCCAGUCUCUUCGACUACCCCCCUGAGCAGCAGGUGAAGACCGAGGAGGCUCCAGAGAAGGUGAAGACUGCCGUGCUAUCUACCACUGCCCAGGCCAAGCGCCGCGCCCAGCGUCGGGAGAAGCAGGCUCGCCGUGAGAGCAUGGACAUUGAUCAGACCCCUACGACACCAAAGGUUUCUGAUCAGCUACCGGAUGCCAUGGAGACCGAAGACUCCAAGGCUGAAGGCGAAGAGGGAACCGAGACCGAGAAGGCUGCCGAGGGCCAGAAGAAGAAGGCGGAACGGGAGAAGGUCGGAUACGAGUUGGAUAACCUGUCAAGGGUACUCCCAGCUCAGCUCAAGUACCUCACUUUCCCAGACCCGCGAUACGAGCCGGUCAAGAGGCCCACUGGUGGUGUUGUCGUUGUCCUCGACAAGCAGCCCGAUGAGCCUCGCGAAGUCGUUGAGCUCAAGGCCAGCAAGGAGGCUCGCCAACCGCCCCCUCAGACCGAAACCCUCCAGGACCGCCUGCAAGCCGCUAUCGGCACCGCUGCCCUGCAGACCCCUCAACGGGCUGAUGCUCGGGCUGCCCUGUCCGCUGCUACCUCUGGUGGAGCCGGUGCUGCCGCCGGUGUUCUAACGGCGGUGGACGAAGAUGAAGAAGGUGUGGAGGACGCGCCUUGCCCUGACGAGUUCUCGUACGAGUCUGAUGGCGAGGAGGAGUAA